Osmerus eperlanus (European smelt) is the source of this 3908-nucleotide messenger RNA. Its product is annotated as probable E3 ubiquitin-protein ligase HERC3. The transcript has 24 exons. Gene Ontology annotation, cellular component: cytoplasm. The record is from RefSeq and is a predicted model, not a curated record. Gene Ontology annotation, biological process: protein ubiquitination; ubiquitin-dependent protein catabolic process. Bases 268 to 3417 code for a protein of 1049 amino acids. NCBI's taxonomy places the organism in Eukaryota, Metazoa, Chordata, Actinopteri, Osmeriformes, Osmeridae. Gene Ontology annotation, molecular function: ubiquitin protein ligase activity.
AGGCUAGUUUAAAGCUCGUUUUUCAAACGUGUGUGUGUUUUAUGGACUCAAAUUGAAUGGCCUGACCAUUGAUGGCACGAGGCCAGUUUCCUUUUGAGGGAAGCAAAAGCGAUACUUAGCAUCGUUUUCGUUUCUGUCUUUCGUUUCUGUUUGGCUUUAUGACGUUUAAGUUUCCUUACGGGACGGCGGCUUGACGUUCAUAUGAGAGGACCAGCCAGAGGACCAACUACUAUAUCGGUAUUUUUAGGCGAGUAAAACGUUGUCGCUAUGUUUUCAUGGGGAGAGAAUACACGCAGGGGGUUUGGAUUGGACAAGCCAAAAGAUUUGGACAAACAAAAUUCCCUUGACAGCGCAGUUUUCACUCGCAUCAUUUCACAGGUUACGCACUUGUCCGCCGGUAAUCAGUUAGUCGCGUUUAUCAGAAACAAUGGAAAAGUUGCGGUCGCCCGGAUGGUUAAAGAAAAGGGGAAAACAGUAACUGGAAAACUGAGAAAUGUGGAUUUCAAUGAAAAUAUUCAUUCUCUGAGCUGUGGGAAUGCCCAUGUUGUCCUACUGACCAAGGCGGGCAGGGUUCUGUACCUGGACGCCACAUCUACUGUUCCGCGACCUGUGGGAAUCUUGGAGAAGAGGAAAAUUAUUCAAGUUGCUUGUGGACAGAAGCAUUGCUUCGCAUUAACAGAAGACUGCCAGCUGUUCACCUGGGGGGAGAACGGUCGGGGUCAGCUGGGUCUGGGCAGGGGGGCUCCCAGCUCUCUGACCCCCCAGCCCCUCACCUCCCUGUGUGGGAUCCCUCUGGCCCAGAUCAGCGCUGGGGGGCAGCACAGCCUGGCUCUGUCCCUGUCUGGGGCUGUGUUCGGCUGGGGCAACAACCAGGCCGGUCAGCUGGGCCUGGGAGACACAGCAGACAGACACAGUCCUGCUCCUGUACGCUGUCUGAGUCUCAAGAAGAUCGUUUUCAUUUCCUGUGGAGAAGGACACACAGCAGCCCUGACCAAGGGAGGUGUGGUGUUUACGUUUGGCUCGGGCCGGUAUGGACAGCUGGGGCACAUCUCUCUCCGGGAUGAACAACGACCCCGAUUGGUGGGGGAACUCUGGGGGGCAAAGGUCACCCAGGUAGCCUGUGGAAGACAUCAUACGUUAGUGUUUGUAAGAUCCUCCAAUAAGAUCUACUCGUUUGGGCGUGGAGAGCAAGGGCAGCUGGGAAAUGUAGUGAGGAUGGAUCAGACUGUGCCUCUACAAGUACAGCUGCCUCAGGGGACCCAGUCAGUACAGGGGAUAUUUGCCGGCGGUCAUCACUCCUUUAGUCAGUGUUCCAUCACCCAGCCACAGGGUGAAGAGUCAGAGUCUGAUAAAGUCUCCUGCAGUCGGGACAUGAUGCUCACGCUAAGCGAGGACACGGUUGACAGAUGGGUGUCAGAGACAGACUCAUGGAACAACAUCCAGAGGGAAAUCACCAAAAUAUUCUCCUCUCCGGCCUGUCUGAAUGGAAGCUUCCUUGACAAAAGUUAUGACAAACACUACAAAACCUCAGAAGCACAGUCUGGUCUGGACUUGUCCCACGCAAGGCUAGCCUUCCAGAAGCUAGCUACAAAGGACAAAGUCUUAACGAAGGUGGAGGAGGUGGUCCUGAGCACCCUGAUCCCUUCCCUGCUCCCGAAGGAGUCUUUGAGGGUGGAGGCUCGGAGUGUGGAGGACGUGACCGUGGAGGCUCCCCUGAGCGUGGAGGCUGUGAGGGUGGAUGUUCCCCUGAGCGUGGAGGCUGUGAGGGUGGAUGUUCCCCUGAGCGUGGAGGCUGUGAGGGUGGAUGUUCCCCUGAGCGUGGAGGCUGUGAGGGUGGAUGUUCCCCUGAGCGUGGAGGCUGUGAGGGUGGAUGUUCCCCUGAGCGUGGAGGCUCUGAGGCUGUACCUGCUCCUGCCUGAGCUGCUCAGGGUUCUAGUGAAGAGGAAGACAGGAGCCAAUGAAGCCACGCUGGCCGUCGCUGACGCCCUCCUGCACGCACACACACUCCUCGACAGUCUGUGGUUGAAGCUUCCCUACUCCUUCUUCAGGACGACGGUGAAAAUAUUCCACUGCCUCACUGUCAGAUACUUCAACGGUUUAUUAACCGGAGACUGUGACCCUGACAAGAACCUGGGCAUCACCAUAGGUGUACUCAUGAAACUGCACAAGGUGAAUGGCAACCGACGCAUAAAAAUGGCAUCCAGCAAUUUCCACAUUGAAGAAAUCAAGUCGUUGAUUCAGGGUAUGAUUGACAUGCUUCCUAGUUUCCUUAAGCUGAAUUUUCUUUAUUACUUUGAACAAUCCUGCAUCUUUGACAUGGAAGCAAAAUGCUUGUUGCACAAGCUGGAGUACAACAUUAAUUUGUGCCGGCAUCCAUUACUACAAUGUUUCCAUUCUCAAAUACUUGUAUGCAGAGAGACCCUACUGCACGAUGUUUUUAAAUAUCUUCAACAAAAAGUCCACAAUUUCAACAGUCCUUUGGUAGUGAAAUUCCAAGAGGAGGACGGAGAGGACUAUGGCGGGGUGUCCCUCCAGUUCUACACCCUCCUGGCGAAGGAACUCCUCCAACCAGAAUCCAAGGUUCUGCAAGUGAACGAACACUCUGGCCUGGCCUGGUUCCCUGUCGAUGACGGCAGCAACACUGAGAAGGCCUACCUGCUGGGUGUGAUAUGUGGGCUGGCGCUGUAUAACAGGUGUCUGCUAAACGUAUGCUUCCCCAUGGCUCUCUUCAAGAAGCUGCUGGGUCUCCCUCCCUCCCUGGACGACCUGAAGGAGCUCUCUCCCGUAGAGGCAAGGAGUAUACAACAGCUGCUGAUGGAAGAUGAAGAAGUUGUAGAGUUGCUGUAUUUAGACUUCACAUACGGGGGCCAGGACCUCAUUCCAAACGGAGGAAAUGUACCAGUCACUAAAGUCAACAGGCAGAAAUAUGUGGACCUGUAUGUCGACAUGGUGUUCAACAAAUCUGUUGGGCGCCAGUUUGAGAGGUUCAGGGCUGGUUUCCGGACAGGCUGCCCCCUGCUGGUGUGGCAAAUGUUCCUUCCUGAAGAACUCAUGACUCUUCUCCAUGGGGACAACCAGUACGAGUGGGAGGAGCUGAGAAAGAACGCACAAUAUGAAGGAUACUCUACCACAGAUGAGAUCAUCAAAAACUUCUGGACGGUUUUCACAGAGUUUUCAGAGAAGGAAAAGAAAGAUUUCCUGACUUUCCUCACAGGAACUGACAGACUUCCCAGAGGACGUCAUUCCAAACUGCGUCUGAGGAUAACACGUCCGUACACGCCGCACGCGGACGAAUAUUACCCAGUUGCUGAAACCUGCUUUGAGAGGCUGAAGCUCCCCAACUACAGCAGCAUCGACGUGCUUCGCCACAAACUGCUUCAUGCCAUCACCCACUGUGAUGUGAUUGGGAAACACUAAAAGGCUGUUAAUGGGAGGUAGUACACUAAAAGGCUGUUAGAAUUGGAGGUAGUACAAUAAAGUUUGAGAAAGAAAAAAAAUCACAACACAAGUGUUUUUCAAAAUAAUUUUUUUCAACCUUUCAAAACUUAUGGAGGAUUCAAAGGGAGAUGUUUGAAAUUGUCAAUGUCAAAAAGGAUUCCUGGCAAAUGCGCAGUUUCUAUAGUGUAUUUUGGUAUUAAUAUGAUGUGAGGUCCAACAGGUAGUCUUAAUGGCUACCUUUUACUUAAGUAAAUGUCAGAGCUCACACAUAAAAGCAUAUGGUAAAUGAAUAGUAAGUUAAAGCAACUGUCUAUUUCUUGUAUCUGUGUAUGAAAAUUGUUAGAUAUGUUUGAUACCUUGGAAAAGGACAGCUUUCUGUUUUUGAAUAGUCUUGGUAAAUGUCACCAUUAUGACUGGAUAUUUUGACUGUGUAUAUGCUUGUUAUUUGUGUAUAUAAAGAUCUUACCUGC